AUGUCUGCAGCAACACCCAGCAACCCAGGUUCGCCUGACUCGCCAAACCGCGAACCUGUAGCAGCAGACGCUGGCGUCCAGCCUGAAGUCCAGCCGGAAAACAACCCUGAAAAUGUGCUCACCGCCGACGACACCGAGGAGGAAGAGGGCCAGUCGGUAGACGGAAGAGUACGCUUCACCUCGAAUCUUUGGGAGUCGCACGUCCUGAGCAUCUUGGCGUCGAAGACGACUUUCGCCCAUGUGCCUCCAAACGUCAAGUUCGAGAUUGACGACCUCGAGGAUGAGUGGACUUAUUCUCUGCCGUUCGACUACAUCCACAGCCGAGUCAUGACAUCGAGCAUCGGGGAUUGGUCGGUGUAUCUGCGUAAAUGCUAUGAAAACCUGAAGCCUGGUGGUUACGUCGAACUGCAAGAGAUUGACCUCUUCGCCACAUCCGACGACGGAACCCUCAAGCCAGAGAGCGCCUUGAUGAGAUGGUGUAACCUGCUCAUGGAGGCGUCAGAGAAGUUCGGCCGCCCCUUCGUCCGAGGCCCUACGCUCAAGGACAUCAUGUCAGCCGCGGGCUUCGUUGAUGUCAGCAUCACGGUGCUGAAGUGGCCUACCAACUCUUGGCCAAAGGACCCUAAGUACAAGGAGAUCGGCAUCUGGGAGAAUGCGAACAUGUUGGAAGGGCUGGAGGGAUUCUCAAUGGCGGCGUUGACCCGUGGCCAUAACUGGAGUAGGAUCGAGGUUGAAGUCUUCCUUGCGGAAGUCCGCAAGGACUUUAACGACAAGAGUAUCCAUGCGUACUGGCCCGCGUAA
Molecule: messenger RNA, 801 nt
Organism: Colletotrichum chrysophilum
Lineage: Eukaryota; Fungi; Ascomycota; Sordariomycetes; Glomerellales; Glomerellaceae
Exons: 3
Coding region: 1-801 (266 amino acids)
Molecular function (GO): methyltransferase activity
Source: RefSeq, a predicted model, not a curated record